Messenger RNA from Triticum turgidum subsp. durum (durum wheat), 249 nucleotides. Lineage: Eukaryota; Viridiplantae; Streptophyta; Magnoliopsida; Poales; Poaceae. The record is from the annotation of a GenBank genome assembly.
AUGGCCGUCGCGAGGAGGACGAUGAGGCUCGCCGUGCCGGUGCUCGUGGCGGCGCUGCUGCUUCUGGCGGUCCUCGGCGAGGCGGCGCGGCCGCUGGGCGGCGCCGACUGGGCGGCCGCCGGAGGGACCCCGCUGCCGGGCGCGUCGGCGACCAUGGCCCAGGCGCUCCGGCGGCUGUACACGCAGCGGCUGGGCGGGCCAGGCGCCUCCUGCACCACCAACAGCCCCAACGUCCCCUGCCCGCCGUAG